Messenger RNA from Phytophthora nicotianae INRA-310, 2754 nucleotides. RefSeq lists its product as hypothetical. Bases 48 to 332 code for a protein of 94 amino acids. The transcript has a single exon. The record is from RefSeq and is a predicted model, not a curated record. Lineage: Eukaryota; Oomycota; Peronosporomycetes; Peronosporales; Peronosporaceae.
GCUCUCUAAUUCAUUAUUUUGGUUUUCCAUUCAGUCCGACGAAAAUCAUGAGCUUGAACUGCUUCAGCUCGCGCGCCGCUGUGGAGGCCGAGUCGGAGCUGGAGGAGGCGUCCAAGCUGGUGGAACGCGCGUUCAACCGUAUCCAGAAAUCUGACAGCAAACGCGAGCGUGUGCAGCAGGCUAUCAAGGACACGCGUGUCGGGAAGAAGCAGGAAAUGGAGUCACAUCUGCAGUGGCUCAUGCAGCAAAAGUCGCGACUGGAACGAGAGCUCAGCGUGGUGGAUAAGCAACUCGAGGAGAAGAGGAUGCGGCUAAAGGAGAGAACAGUCUAAAAGUUAGGCUACCGUUGAUUCGCCAUGAUCCAGUAUAACGUUUUGUAGAGAAAGUUUUUCAUUUCGUAAUUGGCCACGUGGCAACAAUUCUUCCGUGGCAAUUGCCAGAUGAAAAUGAUGAGGAAAUGGUUCACUAGAAUUUCGUGAAUGGCAAUGACAAAACGGUGUAAACCCGCGCAAUAAACAGUGGAAGCUAGCAAACUAAGUGUGCUGGUCUCGCGGGAGUAUCGCCAAGUCGAUGUGGCGGUCGUGUGUGAUGUGCGGAGGCUUCUGUAGUCAUAACGGCACUGACAACUGGACGCACGGACGAAGAACACUGCACUGUCGACUUAAAGCUUGGCGAAAUCUGCCUGGGACUUGGAGAUCUCGCUCAUAUCCGAAUCACGCGAGAAAAUCUCGCUGAAGUUGACCUUGCUCAUAGCAAUAGACGAGUUGCCGUACGACUCUGCGUAGCUGUAACUCGAGAUGGACGAGUUGCCAUAACUAAUGACAGACGUAUUGAAGUCACUUUCACUCUCGAGGACGGAGUUGCUGUACGCUGCGGAGAAUUCCGACAUAUCCUGACCCAUAACUGCAGUGGACGAUCGUCGACUUGAGCUGUGACUGUGGGCACUGCUGGCACGCGGGAGCUCGGAACUUCGAUCAUCAUGUCGUGCCACCUCCGAGUCAGAGACUGAAAUCGACGAAGAUGUCGAGAUGCGAGUGUCUCGAGGUACCGCUACAAGCUCCGGGAUGGGCGAGUUCGACACCCGCUCUUCGUCUACCUCGGGAAGAGGAGAUAAUGCCGACAUAUCGGACACUGCCCUCGCUGCUGUAGAGCCUGGGAAAUAGCCACUGGCAUCUGGAUCGUAAGAUUUCUCGAAAUGAGCCCUCUGUUCGAGAGUUUUCUUUCGUCGAACGACCACAAGAGCGACCAGGCCGCAGACACCGAGCGAUCCUAAGAUGAUACCAACUGUGGUCGAGGCGCCACCACCUCCUCCAGAAGAGGUGGAGAUUGUCUGGGCAGCAUCUGAAGAGCUCGUGGAGUCCGAGUUGGUCUUCGUUGUGGGUUUACUGUUGCCGGCACCGGAUAGAUCACUGGCCUGUACUGAUCCCAGGAUAUCACUUUCACCCGCAAUGCUGCCUUGCUCCGUAUAAGAGCCGUCUGAACCUGAUCCUGACGAACUAUUCGAACAACAAGAGCCCUGGAGACAGAAGCUGCCAAUAAGUCCAGCGUGGUCGGACGAGUAGCAGCCAUCGUAAUCGAUACGCGAAAUCUCCGACUUGAGGUGGCAGGCAUCAUCGCUCUGAGCGCGGAACAGCGUGAAGUCAUACUUGACAGAACAGGUGGACGACAGCAUGUCACCGCAAAACGUGGGGUCAUCUGAGGGGUCCUCCAUGUUGUUUGCAAACAGAAUUUGCAUGGCAGAAUAGCUCUUUAGCGCGUUGAAAUCGCCCAUUAGCACGAUCAGGUUGUCGCCAGCGUCACAGACUGCCUUGAUUUGCUCCAGGAUGAUAUUUGAGCCGUUCUCUUGAGCUUCGUCGUUACCUGGAGUCUCGUAGUGCGUGUUGAGCACACAGAUUGACGCCUUUGUCUUAAUGUGCUGGAAGCGACCCCAGACGCAAGUACGGUAGUAAGUCAUGCCCCACGCAGCCGACAUGGUGGCCGGGUCCGGGCCGAGCCAGAACAUGCCGUUUGUGAGCAGUGACCAAGUGUCGGAGCGGUAGUACAUGGCGUCCCAUUCGUUGGCGUUUCCGUUGAGGGAGCCCGUGCUCUCUCCGAUGACGGAGUAGGUUCCUGCUAAUUGUGCGUCCAAGUAGGUUUUCUGGGCGUCUGAAGUCUCCUGUGUCCCGACAAAAUCGGCUGCUACGGUCUUGAUGUUGUUGAUGACGUUGUCCUUGCGGAUCCCGUCCCAGUUGCUGCAUGUCGACCCCGCGUCGGUCGAGGCCAGCGAUGUGCGGAUAUUGAAUGACAUGAUAUGCACCUCGACGUCCUGGUUGCUGCUGCCACCGCCAGCGACUACUGCUAGCAGGUGGGCGGCGGCGAAGAGCACCGCCCGCAUCAUCCUGCCGUGAUUAACGCCUGCAAAUCUGGGUGUGCGCCAGUGUAAUGUAAGCUGCGAUCAGCUUUAUGCUUUUUUCACUCGCUUCCUGCGAGAAUUCUGGCACCGAAAAAAACGGGAGUGGGAAAUGCAAAUGACGGACAAUUCAACCAUCGCGAAUGGACGGGCUGGUCCGAUACAAAAAACUCUUGCAAGAGGGAGAGGUGGGAACAACAGCCGGCAACUUGUCAUCCGUUUUUAUUGAUUUGCCGUCGCUACAGUUGAUGAAGUCAGUCGAAGGUACGGUGCAGCAGUCAACGGUUUGCAGCUUAUAGAGGCUCUGUGAUACAUGGUAUCCAGUUUCAUUUGUAGGUUUUCACAAAUAUAAUUCAAACUACCAA